AUGUUGUUUCUGUUUCUACAAGCUGCCAUCAUCGUUUCCUGGAGAGAUCCAGACCAUACUCCAUGGAGGGCGUUAAAGAACAAAGACGCCCAAGCAAAAGUUCUAAGUGUGUUCAUAACUUGGAGCUGUUUGCGGUUUCUGAAAGCUCUUCUUGAUGCUGUGAUGCAGUAUAAACUCGUUUCCAGAGAGACGUACUGGCUUGGUGUAAGAAUGGUGUUGAAGAUCAUUACUUCUGUUAUCUGGAUCAUAAUCUUCGUGGUGUUCUACACUAGAAUCUGGAAUCAAAAGAAGGAUGAUGGGCGUUGGUCAGGUGCAGCCAAUAAACGAGUGGUAACUUUUCUUGAAGUCGCAUUAGUGUUCAUCCUCCCUGAAAUUCUAGCUCUUCUUCUCUUCAUUCUUCCAUGGAUUCGUAACUUCAUUGAAAACACUAACUGGAGAAUCUUCUACUUCAUAACCUGGUGGUUCCAAAGUAGAACUUUUGUAGGCCGUGGUCUCCGUGAAGGUCUAAUCAAACCAAUGAUUAAACCCACUAAAGAUCUUCUAGACCUCACAGAUGUCACAUACGAAUGGCACCAAUUCUUUGGUAACAGCAACAGGUUUGCAGUAGGUCUUUUAUGGCUACCAGUUGUCUUAAUCUAUCUCAUGGACACACAAAUCUGGUACUCCAUUUACUCUUCCUUCGUGGGUGCUGCAGUUGGGCUUUUUAGUCAUUUGGGUGAGAUCAGAAAUGUCCAACAACUAAGAUUAAGGUUUCAGUUUUUCGCAAGUGCAAUGCAGUUCAAUCUUAUGCCUGAAGAACAGUUGUUGAACACAAGAGGGACUUUUCGGUCAAAGUUCAAAGACAUUAUCUACAGAUUGAAGCUAAGAUAUGGUCUUGGGAGACCAUUCAAGAAACUCGAAUCAAACCAAAUCGAAGCUCAUAAAUUUGCUUUGAUAUGGAAUGAAAUCAUUUUGACAUUUAGAGAAGAAGACAUUGUUAGUGAUCUUGAAGUCGAGCUUCUUGAAUUGCCUCAAAACACAUGGAACAUUAGAGUUGUACAAUGGCCAUGUUUGUUGCUGUGUAAUGAGUUGCUUCUUGCUUUAAGCCAAGCAAAAGAGUUGGUUGAUGCUCCCGAUAGAUGGCUAUGGAAGAAAAUCGGGAAAAACGAAUACAGAAGAUGUUCAGUUAUUGAAACUUAUGAUAGUAUCAGACACUUGCUUCUAACAAUUGUACAAUACAACACACAAGAACACUCAAUCCUCACAACCCUAUUUCAAGAAAUCGAUAACUCAAUCAACAUCGAAAAGUUCACCAAAACUUUCAACAUGUACGCCCUCCCUACAAUCCACACAAAGCUCAUCACCCUCGUCGACCUCUUGAUAAAGUCAAACAAAGAUGUCAACAAAAUAGUCAACACAUUACAAGCACUUUACGAGGUUGUGAUACGCGAUUUCUUCAAAGAAAAAAGAUCCAUGAAUGAGCUGAAAGAAGACGGUUUAGCCCCUCAUAGGCCACUUUCAGGUGCGGGUUUACUUUUUGAGAAUGCAGUCUCACUACCCGAUUCAAAAAACGAAAGCUUUUACAGACAAACGCGAAGACUCCACACGAUUUUGACUUCACGUGACUCCAUGAACAACAUUCCCGUGAAUCUUGAAGCAAGAAGACGAAUUGCAUUCUUUAGUAACUCAUUGUUCAUGAACAUGCCACAUGCACCUCAAGUGGAGAAGAUGAUGGCUUUCAGUGUUUUGACACCUUACUACAAUGAGGAAGUGGUGUACAACAAAGAACAGCUUCGAACUGAAAAUGAAGAUGGGGUUUCCACUCUUUAUUAUCUACAGACAAUCUAUGCAGAUGAAUGGGUGAACUUUUUGCAACGGAUGCGUCGCGAAGGGAUGCUGACCGAAGACGAGUUAUGGACAAAAAAGUUAAGAGAUUUGAGACUUUGGGCAUCUUACAGAGGGCAGACACUUGCCCGAACUGUCAGGGGUAUGAUGUAUUAUUAUCGGGCACUUAAAAUGUUGGCUUUUCUUGAUUCAGCUUCUGAAAUGGACAUUCGUGAAGGUGCGAAAGAAUUAAUUCCAGUGGGGGGUAGUGCCCGGGAUUUAACCCGGGCAGAUAGUCGGGUCAGUAUGAUGUUCAAAGGGCACGAAUAUGGAACAGCUUUAAUGAAGUAUACUUAUGUGGUUGCGUGUCAGAUAUACGGGACCCAAAAGGCGAAAAAGGACCCACAUGCUGAUGAGAUUCUGUAUUUGAUGAAAGAGCAUGAAGCGUUACGUGUGGCGUAUGUUGAUGAGGUGGCGACGCCUGGUGGGACAGAUUAUUUCUCUGUUUUAGUCAAGUUUGACCAAAAUCUUGGAAAAGAAGUUGAAGUUUAUAGGGUCAAGUUACCGGGUCCGUUAAAACUCGGGGAAGGUAAACCUGAGAAUCAAAAUCACGCUCUGAUUUUCACCCGUGGAGAUGCUGUUCAAACCAUUGACAUGAAUCAAGAUAAUUACUUUGAAGAAGCUUUGAAAAUGAGGAAUCUGUUAGAAGAAUAUAAACAAAAAUACGGGAUCCGGAAACCGAAUAUUUUAGGAGUCCGUGAAAACAUCUUCACAGGGUCCGUUUCUUCACUCGCAUGGUUCAUGUCAGCUCAAGAAACGAGUUUUGUGACUUUGGGUCAACGGGUCCUUGCGAACCCGUUGAAGAUCCGUUUACAUUACGGGCACCCGGAUGUAUUCGAUCGCUUCUGGUUCAUGACACGUGGCGGAAUCAGCAAAGCUUCAAGAUUGAUCAACUUAAGUGAAGACAUUUUUGCAGGGUUUAAUUGCACUUUAAGAGGCGGAAAUGUAACCCACCAUGAGUAUAUUCAAGUUGGAAAAGGUCGCGAUGUGGGUUUAAAUCAAGUCUCCAUGUUUGAAGCCAAAGUUGCAAGUGGAAACGGUGAACAAGUUUUGAGUAGAGAUGUAUACAGAUUGGGUCAACGCCUUGACUUUUUCAGAAUGCUUUCUUUCUUCUACACCACAGUUGGAUUCUUCUUCAACACCAUGAUGAUUUCUUUAACUGUAUACGCGUUCUUGUGGGGCCGAUUAUAUCUCGCAUUAAGCGGGGUUGAAAAUUCGGUUUCGGAAAACGCAAAUACAAAUAACGCGUUGGGGACGAUUUUAAACCAACAGUUUAUUGUCCAGCUUGGACUUUUCACAGCUUUACCAAUGAUUGUCGAAAAUACCCUCGAACACGGUUUUCUCGCAGCUAUUUGGGAUUUCAUCACAAUGCAGUUACAGCUCUCGUCUGUUUUUUAUACAUUUUCGUUGGGCACACGUUCGCAUUACUUCGGGCGGACGAUUCUACACGGUGGAGCGAAAUAUCGGGCAACCGGGCGGGGGUUUGUUGUCCAACACAAAUCAUUCGCUGAAAAUUACCGAUUAUACGCGCGAAGUCAUUUCAUAAAAGCGAUCGAACUCGGUUUAAUCCUAACUGUUUAUGCUGCUUAUAGCCCCGUGGCUAAAGGAACCUUCACUUACAUCGCGUUAACUAUUUCAAGUUGGUUUCUCGUGGUUUCAUGGAUCAUGGCUCCGUUUGUGUUCAACCCAUCCGGAUUCGACUGGUUGAAAACCGUAUACGAUUUCGAUGAUUUCAUGAACUGGAUCUGGUUUCGAGGAAGUGUGUUUGCAAAACCGGAAGAAAGCUGGGAACAAUGGUGGUAUGAAGAACAAGAUCAUUUAAGAACAACGGGUUUACUCGGGAAAAUAUUCGAAAUCAUUUUGGAUCUUCGAUUCUUUUUCUUUCAAUACGGGAUUGUUUACCAGUUAGGGAUUGCAGCUGGAAGCAAAAGUGUUGCGGUUUAUAUUCUUUCGUGGAUUUACAUAAUUGUGGCUCUUGCGAUAUAUUCGGCGAUUGUGUAUGCGCGCGAUAAGUACUCUGCGAAAGAGCAUAUUUACUAUCGGCUUGUGCAGUUUCUUGUGAUUGUGAUUGGGAUUUUGAUAAUUAUCGCGUUGUUGGAGUUUACGAGUUUUCGGUUUCUUGAUAUUUUGACUAGUUUGUUGGCGUUUGUUCCUACUGGGUGGGGGUUUUUGUUGAUUGCUCAAGUGUUUAGGCCGAUUUUGGAGAAGAGUUUUAUAUGGGCGACUGUUGUGUCGGUUGCAAGGACUUAUGAUACGAUGUUUGGGGUGGUUGUGUUGAUGCCUUUGAAGUGUCAUUCGAGGGUUUGUUCGGAUGGAUAUAUUUGGGUAGAGUUUGUAGAAGCAGGGGUGAGGUGUUUGUUAUAUAAACAGAGGUUUGUUUGAUGUGGGGGAUGAUAUGAUGGAAGGAGUAUAUAUACAAAAUAUAGAAGUUGAGAUGAUGGUGUACAGGCUUGUUGAUUUUUUCAUUAGCAGCAUGUGAAAAAAGUCUACUUACUUGUGUAGUUAAAAAUUAAAAUGAGAGAUGAUCACUAGACAAUAUUUUUGGUAAAUCUGAUUUGUUUAUUUGUGAAUUUUGUGUAUUUUCUUGUUUAACUAGACGAUAUUUUUUUUUGGACGGAUAGUUGUUUGUCAACAACUAACUGCACAUGAGAGUUGAGACUCAUGUUGAGUAGAUUGGAGGUUAUUCUAUUUCUAUGUGUUUAAUUAAAUAUCUUAAUGACUUUUGCAGCA
Molecule: messenger RNA, 4593 nt
Organism: Lactuca virosa
Lineage: Eukaryota; Viridiplantae; Streptophyta; Magnoliopsida; Asterales; Asteraceae
Source: the annotation of a GenBank genome assembly